UUCACCACUCAUUUCCCACGAACACACUCUCUCUACGCACUGGCUCUGCUCCAGAUGGCUCCAGAGAGGGACAUUCAUGUUUUCGCGUCAACCACCGUAGCUCUCCAACACGCUUGGCACACGGAAGAGGCUUCACUUGGUUGCAAUCCCCUCCCCUCACUGCAGGAUACCGCUGGAUCCUACACACUGGACCUUUAAGAUUUUCCACUUUGCAGGAAACCAAGUUGUAGCUGGAGCAGCGGUCAAAGAUCAAGGAAAAAUGAGGAACAACAAAAAUGUGUUGCGUUGUUGUUUAUAGACAAAGUGUAAAAGAAGAAGUGGAUUACACAUCAGUUUCACACUGAUAAAAACACAUUCUCUAUCACCAUUAUUGUCACUCUCCAGUCAGUGGUGAAAACAUGGCACAAUCUGAGAUCACUAUGGACUACGUAAAUCUAUCUGAUGGAUCAGCCAGGAGCAACGCCCUGGGGAGGACUGCUGCAGUGUCUGGGAGAAAUCUCGUACAUCUGGUUGCUGUGAGCUUCGGACUCCUGUGUGUCCUACAAGCUGCUCUCAACAUUUCCCUGCAUCUCGCUCUCUACAAUAAGACACCAGAUAUAGAGGCCAGCUGCACAAACCUGACUGACGAGCUGAAGAGAGAACUGAUUAACUUUGAUCAGUAUUUCCAACAAGGCUGGGUGCAUUUCCGUCCCAGUCUCUAUUACAUUUCUUCUGUCAGAAAGUCCUGGCAAGAAAGCAGAGCUGACUGUCUGCAGAGAGGUGCAGACCUGGUGAUCAUCAACAGCAAAGAAGAGCAGGAUUUCACAAGAAAAUUCCACAAGCAGACAUGGAUCGGACUGAUGUUUAAAGGGACGUGGAAAUGGGUGGAUGGCACUCCGCUCACCAAAAGCUACUGGGCUCCUGGGGAGCCAAACGGGUUUGAAGGCAGAAAUGAAGACUGUGUUGAAAUAAAGUUCCAUGAACUGGAUAACAGCUGGAAUGAUAUACAAUGUGGAGACCAAAACUUCUGGAUCUGUGAAAAGAAGAUAGCUUCAUAACUCAGCUUAUAAAACCCUGAAAAGAUGAAAUUCACUUCAUGUUUAAUCUGAAUGCACAAAUUAAUUUAUUCAUUCAUUCAACCUUUAUUUAAAUCGUAAGGAAUCAUUGAGGGCAUGUCCUCAUUUACAAUGAUGUCGAGAGUACAAUAAAUAAGGGAUAAUGUACAGCGAGCCGGUCACUGUUGUGAAAGAAUCCCUGACAGGGUGACGCAGCACCCUGACGCGGAGCGGAGUGUCUCAUCGCCCUGAAGGGGAUUCUUUCAUAACAAUGACCUGCUAGCUGUACAUUAUCCCGCUUAUUACACGGCUACUUACUGAAGAAAUAAAAAAUUUGACACAAAAACGGUCCACCAGAGUCCGAC
Sebastes umbrosus (honeycomb rockfish) is the source of this 1399-nucleotide messenger RNA. RefSeq names its product CD209 antigen-like protein A. Gene Ontology annotation, molecular function: signaling receptor activity; carbohydrate binding. Gene Ontology annotation, cellular component: external side of plasma membrane. Gene Ontology annotation, biological process: biological process involved in interspecies interaction between organisms. The transcript has 6 exons. Bases 399 to 1037 code for a protein of 212 amino acids. The record is from RefSeq and is a predicted model, not a curated record. NCBI's taxonomy places the organism in Eukaryota, Metazoa, Chordata, Actinopteri, Perciformes, Sebastidae.